Molecule: messenger RNA, 1692 nt
Organism: Maudiozyma saulgeensis
Lineage: Eukaryota; Fungi; Ascomycota; Saccharomycetes; Saccharomycetales; Saccharomycetaceae
Source: the annotation of a GenBank genome assembly
AUGGCUGAAGUUCAAUUAGGUCGUUACUUAUUCGAAAGAUUAAAGCAAGUCAAGUGUACUACCGUUUUCGGUUUACCAGGUGAUUUCAACUUGGUCCUAUUGGACAAGUUAUACGAAGUCGAAGGUAUGAGAUGGUCCGGUGACACUAACGAAUUAAACGCUGCUUACGCUGCUGAUGGUUACGCUAGAGUUAAGGGUAUGGCCGCUAUGAUCACCACUUUCGGUGUCGGUGAACUAUCUGCCUUAAACGGUAUUGCCGGUUCUUACUCCGAACACGUCGGUGUUUUACACAUUGUCGGUUGUCCAUCCACUCUACUACAAGCUAAGGGUCUAUUACUUCACCACACUCUAGCUGAUGGUGAUUUCGAUGUUUUCCACAGAAUGUCUGCUAACAUUUCUUGUACUACUUCCAUGAUCACUGACAUUGCUACUGCUCCAAGUGAAAUUGACAGAUGUAUCAGAGCUACUUACAUUAACCAAAGACCAGUUUACUUAGGUUUCCCAUCUGACUACUUUGAAAAGACUGUUCCAGCUUCUCUUCUACAAACUCCAAUUGAUCUAUCUUUGAAGCCAAACAACGCUGCUUCCGAAGAUGAAGUCAUUGCUGACAUUCUAUCUAUGGUCAAGGCUGCCAAGAACCCAAUCAUCAUCGCUGAUGCUUGUUCUUCCAGACACAACGUCAAGGCUGAAACUAAGAAGCUUGUUGAUGUCACCAACUUCCCAGCUUUCGCUACUCCUCUAGGUAAGGCCGUCAUUGACGAAACUCACCCAAGAUUCGGUGGUAUCUACGUUGGUUCUCUAUCUAGACCAGCUGUCAAGGAAGCCGUUGAAUCCGCUGAUUUGAUUCUAUCUGUCGGUGCUCUAUUGUCCGAUUACAACACUGCUUCUUUCACUUACGGUUACAACACCAAGAACAUUGUUGAAUUCCACUCUGACCACAUGAAGAUCAGAAACGCUACCUACCCAGGUGUCCAAAUGAAAUUCGUUCUACAAAAGCUUCUUUCUGUUAUCGGUGAAGCUGCUAAGGGUUACAAGACUGUUGCUAUCCCACCAAAGGCUCCAGCUAACGCUGAGGUUGCUGCUUCCACUCCAUUGAAGCAAGAAUGGUUAUGGAACGAAGUUUCUAACUUCUUCCAAGAAGGUGAUAUUAUCAUCACUGAAACUGGUACCUCUUCCUUCGGUAUUAACUCCUCUGUCUUCCCAGCCAACACUAUUGGUAUCUCUCAAGUCUUAUGGGGUUCCAUUGGUUACGCUGGUGGUGCCGUUGCCGGUGCUGCUUUCGCCGCUGAAGAAAUUGACCCAGCUAAGAGAGUCAUCUUAUUCAUCGGUGACGGUUCUCUACAAUUGACCGUCCAAGAAAUCUCCACUAUUGUUAGAUGGGGUCUAAAGCCAUACUUGUUCGUCUUGAACAACGAUGGUUACACCAUUGAAAGAUUGAUUCACGGUCCAAAGGCUCAAUACAACGAAAUUCAAAACUGGGAUAACUUGAAGUUGCUACCUCUAUUCGGUGCUAAGGACUACGAAACUCACAGAGUUGCUACCACUGGUGAAUGGAAGAAGUUGGUUGCUGACAAGGCUUUCAACGUUCCAUCCAAGAUCAGAAUGAUCGAAAUUAUGCUACCAGUCAUGGAUGGUCCACCAGCUUUGAUUGCUCAAGGUAAGCUAUCUGAAGAGAUGAACGCUGCUAUGUAA